Cherax quadricarinatus is the source of this 11746-nucleotide messenger RNA. The record is from RefSeq and is a predicted model, not a curated record. NCBI's taxonomy places the organism in Eukaryota, Metazoa, Arthropoda, Malacostraca, Decapoda, Parastacidae.
AUUGAGAAUCGAACGGCGGCCAUUGUUGUGGUGUAGGCGAGGAUGGCGUCUGUAGGGACGGUCUCUCUACACUAACCUGCUUCUCACCGUACCCCUGUUUCUAGAUGUGAGAAACCAUGGCGUCUGAUGAAAAGAUACUGGAGGAGGUUGGGGAAUCCUCCCAUGAUACUCCCCAAGCCAUUACCAUUACUAUCAUGGAUCCCUCAGCCUUGGAAACUGCCCCUCUCGAUUCAUCCUUGGUGACAUCAGUGCAAACCCACGAUACUAGUCAUGGUACGAGUACCCUCUUAAUGGUUCCUGGAGGAGGACAAACGAGCAUUAGUGUCAAACACAGUGCAAAGGAUAUCAUACAGACUGUGACUGAAACACACAUGGGACCGCGUGAGUUGCCUGUGAUAUCAAAUAUUUCUAACCCUGAUGAAGAAACUAGUGAAGAGAGUACUAUACAUGUGACAAAGACUAAUGAAUUCGUUGAUGAAAGGGAAGGUGAGGGAGUGGGUGAUGAGGAUGGAGAGGAAGCGGAUGAGCCUGUGGAGCAACAUUGUUUAAUAUGUAAUAUAGCUCUGCCAUCAGACCAAUCGAAAGAAUCUGUUCCUGUUUUCAAAACACAAACGACAACGACACACAGAAAAAUAUCAGUCUUUCUUGGAACACUAAUUGGACAGAAGCUUACUUCACGGAAGGCUCACAGUGAUAUCAUGUGCCAACAGUGUUUUUGUCUUCUCGACACAGUAGAUGCACUGGAGGUAGAAAUUCAUGAUACAAAAGAGGAAAUAGUUAACAAAUAUCAGGAGACUGUUGCAGUAUAUGGGGGAAGAGCUAGAAGAAGAAAACCUGCAGCUGCUAAGAAAACUGAUUAUGUGUUCCCUAAGGUUGAACCAGAGGAUGAGGAUGCACAAAUCCUUGGAUUAGAGAUGGAUGAAAAUUUUGAACCUAGAGUAGAAGACUUAAUGGAGGAAGAGAAUGACCACAGAGAGGAUCGUAGCACUCAGGAUGAAGAAUGGGAGCCAGAACUUAAGAGACCCAGGAUCAAGAAGGAAUCAGUUGAUACAGGGUCAAGUGGGCCUCCCAAAAGAAAGAGGGGGCGGCCACGGAAAGAUGCAUCUAAACCGAAGGAGUUGGAUGCUGGCGAUUAUAUUGCUGAAACAGAAGGCAGUAGAGAUGAAGCGGCUCAGGAAAAUCGACUUGGCCGGUCGGGAACAAUGAAAACAAAGACGUGCAUCUACUGCGAGAAAGAAGUUCCUAUUAUACAGCUAAUUAGUCACUUGGAUGGUCAUGAACAACAACAACAUCCAUGUCCAUUUUGCCAACACUCAUUUUCUAGACUUGCUUUGUCUAGACAUCUUCAGGAGCGACAUCCAGGGUGUUUUAUGUCGUGUGAUGUAUGCUCUUAUAAGUUUAUUGAUUCUCAUGUCUUUAACAUUCAUCAAGUAUCCCACAAAACAGGGGAGUAUUCCUGUAAUGAUUGUGGCAUUAAAUUUGGAACUGCUGAUGAACUUUCUAAUCAUAGAAAGUUAGUUCAUAUUAUAAAAAAUGACGAGAAAUAUUCUUGUCCUGUGUGUGCAAAAACGUAUGAACUUAGAUCUAAAUUUAUAACACACAUAGUGAAACUUCAUAAAGGUCAAGUUCCAGUUGAUGGUCUCAUAUGGGGCAGUAGGGGUUCAUUGGUGUGCUGUACCUGCAAGAAAAAGUUCAAAAAAGCUUCCUUAUUCCUAGCCCAUGAAAAGACCCAUUGGAAUAAUAGAUUAAUUUGCCAACAUUGUAAAAACACUUACCCCUCUCUCACACUGUUGCAAGACCAUGUACUCACUCAUUAUUUUGGUGAUUAUGUGUGUAAUGAAUGCUGUAUUAAAUUUACCUCCCUUCAUCAACUAAAUAUGCAUGGAAAGAAAGUACACCGGGUUAAAGUUAGUAAUGUUUGUGAAUAUUGUAACAAAGAAUUUAGUGAACAAGUCUAUUUAAUUUGCCAUAGACGUAAAGAACACCCAGAAUCUGAAGAGUGCCGCAAAGCCAAGUUCAGUUGUUCAGAAUGUGGAAUGAAAUUCAUGGUUAGAGGCAAUCUUUCAAAACACCUUCGAAUGCACGACAGAGAAAAAGUUGCCAAGCCAUGUGCCUGUGAUGUGUGUGGCAAAGUGCUCUCAAAUAAAUAUUCACUUGCAUCACAUCAAAAAACUCAUUCACGUGACACAUCUUAUAAAUGCAAAGUUUGUGAUAAAGCCUUUGUGUCAAAGUAUACCCUCGUAGACCAUGUAAGACGAAUUCACGAAGAGGUAGGAUGUGGUAGGGACAAGGUUUGUAAAGAAUGUGGACGUACUUUCUUCACAAAUUCAGAGCUCAAGUAUCAUAUAAAAACUCACACUGGUGAAAGGCCUUACAGAUGUGAUAUUUGUGGAGAAACUUACCUGUCUUCAUCUUCUUUAAGAUAUCAUAUGCAGAAACAUUCCAAUGUCAUGUUUGUUUGUCAGGAUUGUCAAGCCAAGUUUAAAAACUAUGUAGGGUGGAGUGCACACAUGAAGCGCGUACAUGGUGUUUCAUGUGUAAAGGGCUACACUAAAGAGCAUGGCAUUUUAAAGGCUGUAAUAGAAAAAGAGAAUCCAUCUCUAUAUAUUGUUGCACAGGGUCAUAAUAGAGCAGUUGAAGCUGAGAAUAAAGCUUCAAAGGAAAUACUAAUUAAGGAUAAUUUAAGUUCAGCAGAAGCUGUAGAUUUGGAAGAGACUGUUAGCAUACCAAAGAAGGACAGUAGCAAUAUCAUUCAUGUUUCAUAUGAUGAUCUCGCAAACCCUUUGGUACAUACUGUUGAUGCUAAAGAAGUUGGGUUGGGAAAUUCCCAAAUUAAGGAAGCACAAAGUUCAAAUUCUGCCUUACCUGGAACCUCAGGAGUUGAGGCAAAUUGCAUUGAUUCUGUUACUGAGUCAAAUUAUUCCCAGACUAUAGUCAAGACAAAAGUGAUGGUUCCUGAGGGAUGGGAAGUGAUAUUAGCAACAGAGUGUCAAGAAUCUCAAGAUGUGUCUGAAGAAUGGGAAGGGCCUCGAAUGGCUGUCUCACAAGUUCCACAGACAAGUGAAGAUCAACCAAUGGUCUUGAGAAAUGAAUGGGAUGGGGCACAGGGCAUGGCACAGCUGGUUAUAUCAGAGGAAGGGGAGGAAACUCGUAUUGUCAUGACAUCUUGGAAAGAUUGUGUAGAAUUCUAAGUGGAUUCAGAUCCAAGACAGUAAGCAGGGCUUGGAAGUUUGAGAUCUUCCAUUUGGGCUGUUUUCUUUUCCCUCUAUUUUAUUUAUGUAUAUGACUGUAAUUUUUUGUAAAUUAUGUAUAUUGUGCAGUAGUGCUGUAUAACUUGAAAUAAGGACAGGUUGUAUGAUUAACCCUUUGACUGUCAAAACCCCAAAUCCUGAGGUGUCUCCUGGUGUCGCAAAAUAUUUGAAAAAAAAAAAUUGUAUAAAAUGAUAGAGAACCUUUUCCCGAUGGUAAUGAUAUCAAAGGUACGAAAUUUGAUGGAAAACUUAAGGAAUUACGCUCUCACGAAGUUAGCAACCUUGGCUGUAUUUACAAAUCGGCAAUUUCGCCCACUUUGAGCCCUAUUUUUGUCUAAUUCCUUUGUUCCAGUCGACCAAACUCAUAACUAUUCUUUAGAACUCAAUUUGUUCUAUCGAUUGAGUACAAGAAACUGCCCAUUUACUGAUUUCAGCUACCCAAUAAAGUGGUCAGAAAUUGGCAAUUUGGCCAAUUUCAUGCAAAUUAAAAAAUAUGCCAGUUUCAAAAUAGGGUCCAAAAUGAACAAUGCAGACAUUCCUGGCUAUAAAAUAACAUUUUCUCUGUUCAUCAGUUACAUCUCCAGGCCCCUCAGAUAUUGCUCUUGCUUUGUAUUUUGAAUUUUUAUUCAAACAAAAAAUAAAAUAUUUACUGUUAUGCAGACUACUACAAUAUUGUAAUAAUUGUAUAAAUAGCAUUAAUUCAUUCAUGACUGCAUACUAGAAUGGCUAUUUGGAUAUUUAUUGGACAAUGACAUCAUUUGUUUACUCUUGAACAUUGGCAAAAAUCAAACAUUUCCCUUACUUUGAACUCCAUUUCAAGGUCCUAUUCAUUUUGAAACCAAUCAAAAUCACUUCUAUUUCUAUAAUAUGUUUUCCAUUCUAUCAAAUGUGACUAUGAAAAUGAGAAUAUAACCAUAAAAACUACAAAAAUGCACCUCAAAGUCAGCGUUUUAAUCCAAAAACACAUUUGGAGUUUUUUUUCUCAUUAUGCACUGCAUGCUGCAGGAUUUUUUUAUAUGGUGCACACUAACCACACAGACUGAUUCUCUCACAUGUGGGCCUACCAGCUUUCUCCUGCUUGAUUUGAAGCUGCUAGAAUUUUUGAGUACAGGUACCAUCCAACUUACGACCGAGUUCGGUUCCGACCAACCGGUCGUAAAUCGAAAUGGGCGUAAGUUGAACCUUACUACUGAAUAUCAACAUCACAUUUUUGUAAUGACAUUAUUUUAUUGUUUUAUUUUGAUAUUUCAUUUUUUACUUUACUUUUUAUACUGUUAGUACUGUAUUUUAUACUGUAAGCUUUAGGAUAAACACUGUGUACAACACAAACAGUUGUUUAUUUGCCAGAAAUUUGGCAUAAAAAACACGGUCGUAAGUUGAGUGAUCGUGUUUCGAGCAGGUCGCAAGUCGGAUGGUAGGUGUAUAUAUAUACCACGUCAAACACUGUGGCUCGUAAGACGUAUAUAUACAAUCGAAACAGUCAAAAGGUUAAAAUAGUCUGCAUAUGAAGUAAUUGUACUUGGUUACUUUUUUAUUGCCAUUUUGAAACCCUGACUAAUGUAUUUUGCAUCUGAAGACAUUAAUAAACAUUUUCAAUGGUUCUCCAAACUUUAACCCUCUGGAAGUUUUAAUUAUACUAGUGUGUUGCUUUUGUGUAAGCAGGGUUUUAUAUUUAAACUUAGUUUAUAUUCAGUAUCUAGUAUAUAUUGAGAAUACAGUCCCAGUUUUAACCCCUUUCACUAUUGUUACCCUGGAAAUUAAAAGUGCUGUCAGUGUCUUGGUUUAAAAAAAAAAUCUUCUGAAAUAGAAUCUUUUUCUAGGCAUUGGCACCAAAAAUGCAGUCUGGGCACAAUUUACACAACAGCCGUUUCACUAAAGAAUACUUUGCCUAUUACAUGGCUCAGAUUUAUCUAAUUCUUAGCUUUUUUGCUAGUGCUUUCUGUUCUAUUGAUUAAGCACAUGAAACUCCUCAUUCAGCUAUCAGAACUAUUCUGUAAAGUGAGCAAGUCAGCAGUUUAGCCAAUUUUACACAAAAUUCAACAGAUUCCAAUUUAAAAUGAAAUCAAAAUAAGCACUGUAGGCAUUCCAGCCAAUUAAGCAAUAUUUCCUUUGUUCAUUAAUCAUGUAUCCAGGCCUCUCCUAUAUAACAAUUGCCCUCUAUUUUGAAUCCAUCGUCAUACAAGAAAUUGAAGCUUUACCCUGUUUUCUCAGCCAGUAGAAUAUAACUGAGAAUGACUGGUUAUGAUUUAGUCCUUCCAAAUAAUUGAAGCAGAUCUAGUAAAGACUCAUAAUAAAUACUGGGGAGGGGGCCCUACCCUUCCUCAGAAAAAUUGCCAAAAUCCAAUAUUUUUGCCACUUUGAAGCCUAUUUCAAGCCACUCAUGGUCUGAAACAAAAAAAUCAUCUCCAUUUAUUAUGUCGUCCAUUCUAUAAGUUGAUACAAUGAAACAACCAAUAAAGCCACAAAAACCACACUAGAACAUGCCUUAAAGUUGCUAUUUUAAAUCUAGCACAGUCAGAGAUUAGCUGUUUCCAUGUAAUGAGUGGGGCAAGUUUUUUUUUUUAUGCUGUACACAUCUGCCACACAACCACUCUUUCAUGUUGAGGGCAGAAUUUACUGAUCACAGCAUAACUGAGGGUGCUAUGAAGAUGUAGAUCUACAUAAGUGACAUACAUGUGUGUAUGUGACAGUGAAAGGGUUAAUGGCAUGACUAGAGGAACACUGCAGCAGGGCUAUUGGACUAUGCAAGGGAAGUCUUCAGAUCAAGCCCUUCUCACUCAUAUUUAUCUAUUCUAUUGUUAAAGCUACCAAGGGUGUUAGCUUCAGUGACUACUUGGCAUAUUCUGCAGAUCUACAACUGUUGCCAAACUGGUACUUUUUUAUAUGCUUUCUCAAUCUGAAAUUAUUUAAACUUCUUGGCACCUUCAGUAUCACUAGUAUUCCCUUUUGAUACCUCAUUUCAUAUCCAGACAUGAGAUGAAGUGAAAAGAUUAUAAAUAUAAUGAUAGCACAGGAACUAGAAAUGAUAGGGUAUACACCCAUGAGGCAGUUGGUGCUCGCAUUAAUUGGGGGGGGGGGGGUAAGUAUCACAGUGAUGGUAAAUCUAGUGUAAAACAUUGAAGAUUGAAAGUGCAUAGGAGGGAAUGUAUCCUGCCUACACCAGCAUGAAAGCUGAACCUUUACAGCGAAAAUUAGAAGUAUGAUACAAAACAAGUGAAUUGCAGUGUUAAAAAUGCAGUAGUUGGAUGCACAAAAGGUAACAGUUUGCUGUAUUUGAUUUGACAUGAAACAAUAUUUUAUAUGUAUGUAAUUAAUAUGUUAGUCUAACAUACCUUCUACCACUAGCUUAGUAAACUGCUACCUCAUUAGUAAACCCUUGUUUUAACAUACAGUAGUUGUUUAUAAUUUGUGCAGGUUACAUUCCUGAAAUCUGCACUGUUAAUGGUUUCUGUGACUUGAAUGAAAACACAUGGGAAAAAUAGGGUUGGGUUCAUCAGACCUCCAUUCCUAAGGCCUGGGAGAAGCCAGUUGUUGACUUCGAGUUUUAGUUUUUGAUAAUAUUACAGUGGAACCUCAAAUAUCGAACUUAUCCAUUCCAGGAGCUAGUUCUAAAUUCGAAAAAUCUGAAAGCGAAGUAAUAUUUCCCAUAAGAAAUAAUGGAAGUACAAUUAAUUCGUUCCAGAAACACAAAAAUAUUUACAAAAAAAAUACAUUUUAUAGAGAUUAAUUGCAGUUUUACAUACACACAACAAAUAUAGUGUUCAAUUAUGUAUUAAUAAAUGUAAAUAAACAUAUAAAAUAACAUUUUUACUUACCUUUAUUGAAGAUUGGUGAUGGCAUCUGGAAGAUAGGGAGGAGGAGAGAGGGAGUUGGGGUUAGUGUUUGGAAGGUGAAUCCCCCUCCAUGAGGACUUCCGGUAUUAAAGCCCUCUCUGGGGUUACUUCCCUUCUUUGUCUUUAAAUGCCACUAGGACAAGCUUGAGAGUUACUGGACCCUGUCUCUGUUUCUGGUGCCUCUUUAACCCUUUGACUGUCGCAGGCCCCUUUCUGAAACUGUCAUUCUAUGUCGCAAAAGUUUUGGAAAAAAAAAUGAUUUUUUCUUGUGAAAUGAUAGAGAAUCUUUUCCCGAUGGUAAUGACACCAAAAGUACGAAAUUUAGUCGAAAACUCGCGGAAUUACGCUCCUGUGAAGUUAGCGGUCUCGGCGACAUGUACGCAUCAGCAAUUUCGCUGGCUUUGAGCCCUGUUUUUGGCCAGUUCUGUUGCUCCAGUUGACCAAACUCAUAGCUAUUUCUUUAGAACUCCAUUUUUCUAUCAGUUGAGUACAAGAAACCGCCCAUUUACCGAUUUGAACUACCCAAUAAAGUGGUCAGAAAUUGGCAAUUUGGCCAAUUUUAUGCAAAUUAAAAAACAUGCCAAUUUUAUAAUAGGGUCCAGAAUAAACAAUGUAGACAUUCUUGGCACUAAAAUAACACAUCCUCUGUUCAUUAGUCAUGUCUCUAGGCCCCUCUUAUAUUACUAUUGCUUUCCAUUUUGAUUUUUUAUUCAUACAAAAAAAAAAAUACAAAAUUUACUGUUAUGCAGACUAAUGCAUUAUUGUAAAAAUGGGAUAAAUAAUAUCAGUGCACUAGUGAAAGAAUAUUAGAAUCCCCAGUUGAUAUGUAUUGGACGUGUGGUGUAAUCUGCUUACUCCUGAACAUUGGUAAAAAUCGAGCAUUUCUGCUAAUUUGAACUCAAUUUCAAGGUCGUUUUCAUUAUGAAAGUAAUGAAAAUCAUCUCUAUUUCUGUAAUAUGUUUUCCAUUUUAUCACCUGAGACCAUGAAAAUGAGAAUACAACUAUAAAUACUAUACGAAAAUUCACCUCAAAGUCGGCGUUUUAAUCCAAAAAAAUGGUCAUUUUUUUUUCCUCAUUACGCACUGCGUGCUGCAGGAUUUUUUUAUGUAGUGCACACUGACCACACAGACCCAUUCUCUCACAUGUGGGCCUACCAGCUUUCUCCUGCUUGAUUUGAAGCCGCUAGAAUUUACGCGUAUAAAUAAGCAUGUAUGCACCUGGAGAAGGGAGGAAUGUAGAGGAGAGAGAGAUUUUGGGAGAUGUUAAGUGAAUGUAUAGGAACCUUUGAACCAAGUGAGAGAAUAAUUGUGGUAGGGGACCUGAAUGCUAAAGUAGGAGAAACUUUUAGAGAGGGUGUGGUAGGUAAGUUUGGGGUGCCAGGUGUAAAUGAUAAUGGGAGCCCUUUGAUUGAACUUUGUAUAGAAAGGGGUUUAGUUAUAGGUAAUACAUAUUUUAAGAAAAAGAGGAUAAAUAAGUAUACAAGAUAUGAUGUAGGGCGAAAUGACAGUAGUUUGUUGGAUUACGUAUUGGUAGAUAAGACUGUUGAGUAGACUUCAGGAUGUACAUGUUUAUAGAGGGGCCACAGAUAUAUCAGACCACUUUUUAGUUGUAGCUACACUGAGAGUGAAAGGUAGUUGGGAUACAAGGAGAAUAGAAGCAUCAGGGAAGAGAGAGGUGAAGGUUUAUAAACUAAAAGAGGAGGCAGUUAGGGUAAGAUAUAAACAGCUAUUGGAGGAUAGAUGGGCUAAUGAGAGCAUAGGCAAUGGGGUCGAAGAGGUAUGGGGUAGGUUUAAAAAUGUAGUGUUAGUGUUCAGCAGAAGUUUGUGGUUACAGGAAAGUGGGUGCGGGAGGGAAGAGGAGCGAUUGGUGGAAUGAUGAUGUAAAGAGAGUAGUAAGGGAGAAAAAGUUAGCAUAUGAGAAGUUUUUACAAAGUAGAAGUGAAGCAAGGAGGGAAGAGUAUAUGGAGAAAAUGAGAGGUUAAGAGAGUGGUGAAGCAAGGAGGGAAGAGUAUAUGGAGAAAAUGAGAGGUUAAGAGAGUGGUGAAGCAAUGUAAAAAGAGAGCAGAUGAGAGAGUGGGUGAGAUGUUAUCAACAAAUUUUGUUGAAAAUAUGAAAAAGAUUUGGAGUGAGAUUAGCAAGUUAAGGAAGCCUAGAGAACAAAUGGAUUUGUCAGUUAAAAAUAGGAGAGGAGAGUUAUUAAAUGGAGAGUUAGAGGCAUUGGAAGAUGGAGGGAAUAUUUUGAGAAAUUGUUAAAUGUUGAUGAAGAUAGGGAAGCUGUGAUUUCGUGUAUAGGGCAAGGAGGAAUAACAUCUUGUAGGAGUGAGGAAGAGCCAGUUGUGAGGGUGGGGGAAGUUCGUGAGGCGGUAGGUAAAAUGAAAGCGGGUAAGGCAGCCGGGAUGGAUGGGAUAAAGAUAGAAAUGUUUAAAGCAGGUGGGGAUAUAGUUUUGGAGUGGUUGGUGCAAUUAUUUAAUAAAUGUAUGGAAGAGGGUAAGGUACCUAGGGAUUGGCAGACAGCAUGCAUUGUUCCUUUGUAUAAAGGCAAAGGGGACAAAAGAGAGUGCAAAAAUUAUAGGGGGAUAAAUCUGUUGAGUAUACCUGGUAAAGUGUAUAGUAGAGUUAUUAUUGAAAGAAUUAAGAGUAAGACGGAGAAUAAGAUAGCAGAUGAACAAGGAGGGUUUAGGAAAGGUAGGGGGUGUGUGGACCAGGUGUUUACAUUGAAACAUAUAAGUGAACAGUAUUUAGAUAAGGCUAAAGAGGUUUUUGUGUCAUUUAUGGAUUUGGAAAAGGUGUAUGACAGGGUAGAUAGGGGGCAAUGUAUGGUGUAGGAGGUAGGUUACUGAAAGCAGUGAAGAGUUUUUACGAGGAUAGUGAGGCUCAAGUUAGAGUAUGUAGGAAAGAGGGAGAUUAUUUCCCAGUAAAAGUAGGCCUUAGACAAGGAUGUGUGAUGUCACCGUGGUUGUUUAAUAUAUUUAUAGAUGGGGUUGUAAGAGAAGUAAAUGCAAGGGUCUUGGCAAGAGGCGUGGAGUUAAAAGAUAAAGAAUCAUACAUAAAGUUGGAGUUGUCACAGUUGCUCUUUGCUGAUGACACUGUGCUCUUGGGAGAUUAUGAAGAGAAGUUGCAGAGAUUGGUGGAUGAAUUUGGUAGGGUAUGCAAAAGAAGAAAAUUAAAAGUGAAUACCGGAAAGAGUAAGGUUAUGAGGAUAACAAAAAGAUUAGGUGAUAAAAGAUUGGAUAUCAGAUUGUAGGGAGAGAGUAUGGAGGAGGUGAAUGUAUUCAGAUAUUUGGGAGUGGAUGUGUCAGCGGAUGGGUCUAUGAAAGAUAAGGUGAAUCAUAGAAUUGAGGGGAAAAGGGUGAGCGGUGCACUUGGGAAUCUGCGGAGACAAAGAACUUUGUCCUUGGAGGCAAAGAGGGGAAUGUAUGAGAGUAUAGUUUUACCAACGCUCUUAUAUGGGUGUGAAGCAUGGGUGAUGAAUGUUGCAGUGAGGAGAAGGCUGGAGGCAGUGGAGAUGUCAUGUCUGAGGGCAAUGUGUGGUGUGAAUAUAAUGCAGAGAAUUCGUAGUUUGGAAGUUAGGAGGAGGUGCGGGAUUACCAAAACUGUUGUCCAGAGGGCUGAGGAAGGGUUGUUGAGGUGGUUCGGACAUGUAGAGAGAAUGGAGCGAAACAGAAUGACUUCAAGAGUGUAUCAGUCUGUAGUGGAAGGAAGGCGGGGUAGGGGUCGGCCUAGGAAAAGUUGGAGGGAGGGGGUAAAGGAGGUUUUGUGUGUGAGGGGCUUGGACUUCCAGCAGGCAUGCAUGAACGUGUUUGAUAGGCGUGAAUGGAGACAAAUAGUUUUUAAUACUUGACGUGCUGUUGGAGUGUGAGCAAAGUAACAUUUAUGAAGGGAUUCAGGGAAACUGGCAGGCCGGACUUGAGUCCUGGAGAUGGGAAGUACGGUGCCUGCACUCUGAAGGGAGGGUGUUAACCCUUUGACUGUCGCGGCCGUAUAUAUACGUUUACGAGGUACCGUGUUUGACGUAUACUCAUAAAUUCUAGCGGCUUCAAAUCAGGCAAGAGAAAGCUGGUAGGCCCACAUGUGAGAGGAUGGGUCUGUGUGGUCAGUGUGCACCAUAUAAAAAAAAUCCUGGAGCACGCAGUGCAUAAUGAGAAAAAAAAACUCGGACCAUUUUUUUUAAUUAAAAUGCCGACUUUGUGGUCUAUUUUCGUAUAGUAUUUGUGGUUGUAUUCUCGUUUUCUUGGUCUCAUUUGAUAGAAUGGAAACUAUAUUAUAGAAAUAGAGGUGAUUUUGAUUAAUUUUAUUAUAAAAAGAACCUGGAAAUGGAGCACAAAUACGGGAAAUGUUUGAUUUUUACCGAUGUUCAAAAGUAAACAAAUGAUGUCAUUGUCCAAUAAAUGUCCAAAUAGCCAUUUUAAUAUGCAGUCAUGAAUGGGUUGAUGUAAUUUUUACAAUUAUUACAGUAUUGCAGUAGUCUGCAUAACAGUAAAUCUUCUAUUUUUUGUUUGAAUAAAAUUUCAAAAUAAAAAGCAAGAGUAAUAUCACAGGGGCCUGGAGACAUGACUGAUGAACAAAGAAAAUGUUAUUUUAGAGCCAGGAAUGUCUGCAUUGUUCAUUCUGGUCCUUAUUUUGAAAUUGUCAUAUUUUUUAAUUUUCGUGAAAUUGGCCAAAU